This is a messenger RNA of Klebsormidium nitens, 2989 nucleotides long. The record is from the annotation of a GenBank genome assembly. NCBI's taxonomy places the organism in Eukaryota, Viridiplantae, Streptophyta, Klebsormidiophyceae, Klebsormidiales, Klebsormidiaceae.
CGUGCUUUCUGCUCAGCCCUCUGCUCAUGCCAAUGGCGCCACAUGGCGCCUAGUAUUAGGAUUAGAAUUUCAAACAUAAGGUGGAUGCGCCGCGCUCCUCAAACGUCCCAGAAUUUUAUCAACUCACAUGGCGGCGCUCCCGCUGAGGCAGUUCCUUCUGUCCUUGAAUUGUUGAAGCAUCACAGGGUCUCCAUCAAUUGGCGGCACCCAAAGAACAGUCUGUUCGUCAAUUCGGCUGUGCGGCCCGGAUUUCAUUCAUCAGGCCUCUGAAAUGCAUGUCUAAUCCCCUCUUUAAUGGACGAGCUGGAGUUGUGACGAGCAGCUGUUCCAGCGAUUCAGUAGCCUUUCAAGCUCCCGCUCAAUCUUAUGAUCUGCACCAAAAGAAGUCCCCUCCACCACCUCUAAGAUUGCCCCUUACAUCGUCAAGACUUUGCUUCAGGCAUGGAGGAGAGCACAUGGUGCCCAAGCUGUCGAGCAGCCACAAUGCACUUUGACCUGGUAGACUGCACCAGCGUGUGCGAGCGAUGCGGGUGCGUACAAGAAGAAAGCCCGCUGGUGUCAGGAGAGUAUGGGGGGGGCCAGAGGGUGGAAGAUGACACCGGAGCUGCCACGGCUUGGAGGCUGUUGGACAGUUCCCAGGCGGGGCGGCUGGUGCGGCAGGAGGCAUUCAAGAUGCAGUCUGCGGGGCGGCCCCACGCUAUGCGACGAGUUGCAGACCUCUCGGACCGGGUACGGCUGCCGGUUAUCUACCGGACAGACGUGGAGGCACUGGUCGACGACGUGCUGAAGGGGGAGUGGGGCCAGGGACGCUGGCUUGACGUCCUGGUCGCGGCCUGCGUGUACAUCGUCGUCCGGCAGAGGCGCCUCGCACUGACGGUGGCUGAUGUCGCAUCUGCAGUUCAAAGCAGCCCCGUCGAGCUCGGCGCCACAUACCGGCGAGUCCUCCAAGUUUUAGAAAUCCAACCCCCGGAGGCGGAUCCAAUGGCGUUCAUCCGCAGCGCGGCUUCGCAAAUGGACUCUUUGCGGGGCCGGCAUCGGGCCAGGCUGGCGCUGGUGCUCGAGAGUGCGGAGCUACUGCUGAAGUGCGCCCAGCGAGCGUCGCUUCUCACGGGGAGACGCCCUCUUCCGCUCGCCGCGGCCAUCUUGUACCAGGCAGCCGAAGCCCACAAUGUCAAGCUAACCUUAGACCAGGUUGCCUUAACCCUGGGUGCCGGGUCCAAAACCGCGUUGACCCGGCUGCGAGAACUACGGGCCGCCCUCGCCGUCGAGGGCCAAAAGCUCCCAUGGGGUGCUGACGUCACCGAGACCAGCGUCAAAGACCACCUGCCAAUGAUCCUGCAACUUCUAAGGUUCUCGGACGGGGCCGACAGUCAGGACAACGCUCCGCCAGUGGAGGGGAGAAGGCUAGAGGUUCUUCGGGAAGGUGCGGGGCCGGGCAAAUCACUGGUGAGAGGGGGCGGUACAGUCAAGUUGUUGACCGGGAGGCCAUCGAGCGCCGUUUGUGCAGGCGCUCGAGAAUCGACGGUUGGUCCUGGCACGAGAGGAUUCGAAACCUCUCAGAGUUUGGAGGGGGCUGGCAAUGACCGGAACGGGGGGGGGAGCAAAACGGGGGCCGGGCCAAAGAAGGGGAUGGGACGGGAAGAGAAGAGGGCCCGGAACUCAAAUAGCCGCCCGGGGACGGCCGAAGGCAUGUAUACCGGUCCGUUGGGUUCGUACCUGCAACAAAAAAAAGCCCGGAACGAGUCUACGGACGGGGCGGCUGCUGAGGGGGGCGGUGCAACUGUUGGGGUUGACGUCCAGAAAAGUGACAUGCCGGGGCAAAUAAAUAAUGCGAGUAGAACGGCAAAUGGCACGGUGUUGAAGGAUACGGCAGUGAAGGCGAAGCGUGUACAGAUAGGAGCAGGUAGCAAUGUAAACAGCGUCCAGCAGAAUGCUAGCGAGCAUUCAGCGCGCAGGAGUGUUGGAGUGGAUGAGAUGGAGGGCAUUAACACCCCGGAGCCUACAGCGGAGCCAGAGGGUGUGAAUGCGUCCAAAGACAUUGCGUCUCGAAGAGAUCAGCUCACUCUGCUGUCGUCGACCGGCAAGGAGACACAGACUUCAGCAAGUUCCGCUGAGAUCGUCGUCCGGCCCGUAGAAACGGAACUCAAAGGACCGGAACUCGGCGAAUCAAGCACGGGAGGAGAGGCGGUGCCCUCGUUUGACACGUGGCAUGGGCUGCCGCCGUCGUUCCGGGCUCAGGCGGUCGAGAGACAGAGGCGGGCGACGCUCAUUGCUGACGUCAAGAAGCGGCUCGCCGGCCUCCAAGCCCACUUGGGCGUCUCGGGGGGGUCCCAUGCCGCACCACCUUUGCCCCCCCUGCCAAAGUACCAGGCCCGACCGCCGGAACAGGUUCUGCUGACGUCCAAGCGGAAACGGAAUGGGGUGGAAGAUCUGGAGUGGGAGGCCAGGACGAUCGAGGCGCUCCUGAUACGCGGGGCGGACGAGCAACUGCUUUUGGAGGGGCAAUAUGAGCGGGCGCGGCAGCAACUAGAGGCGGCGCGGCCACGGGCGGCGGGCGAGGACGAGGACGUCACGGAGUAUAUAAGGACGGAUGCGGAGAUCCGGGCGUUGCAAGCGGCGGACAUUUUUGUUGCUCGGAUAUCGAGAAAAUCAUAACGGCGGGUGCUCAAAUGCGCGUUGGCCACCUCAGGCGCCUCACUGUGCGAAAGGAGACUUUGAGGACACGCGUCAGGAAGUUGAGCUAAUUUCCUUUCUGGAGCUGUCAGAGAGGAAAUUCAAACGCUCUGAAGCCGUUCCAAACUACGCUGAAACCUGAUGACAACGUUAUUAAAAGUUGCCUACUACAUGAUGGACUUUCAAAGCAGAUUACCGUAGGUGUUGGAGGUGCUCGUUACAGCCCGGAUUGGCGGCACUUUCUUGGCUCUCUGCUUCUGCUUCCGUGUACAUGCCUCUCACUUGGAUGGCUUACAGUAGAUAUUGAGUGAGGGGG